Xyrauchen texanus (razorback sucker) is the source of this 1627-nucleotide messenger RNA. RefSeq names its product zinc finger protein 91. The record is from RefSeq and is a predicted model, not a curated record. Lineage: Eukaryota; Metazoa; Chordata; Actinopteri; Cypriniformes; Catostomidae. Gene Ontology annotation, molecular function: DNA-binding transcription factor activity, RNA polymerase II-specific; RNA polymerase II cis-regulatory region sequence-specific DNA binding. Bases 190 to 1344 code for a protein of 384 amino acids. Gene Ontology annotation, biological process: regulation of transcription by RNA polymerase II. The transcript has 2 exons. Gene Ontology annotation, cellular component: nucleus.
AGACGACAUUGUGGUAGUCGUAGUGGUUGUGGUAGUAUAAAUAAAAAUUACAAAUCCAGUGCAAAGUCCAUUUACUGUCCUGGUUCAUCCAGAAUUCACCUCAAGUCUCAACAAUAAUUCUUCUAUUGCUCAUCGUCAAAGAUGAAUGAGAAGAUCGAAUAGAUAUUAAAAGUCAAAGGUUUCGUUAUAAUGGAGCAACGUUUGCCAUCUGUGCUGACCCUCACACAAAAAAACCCUGAAGAUAAAAUGAGCGGCAUGCUUUCUUUCAGUAACCAAGAAUCACUUUCAUUGCAAUGUAUGAGUGAAAAUAACACUUUAACAAAUACACUGGCAAAACAGUCAGAGUUCAUUCAGUCAGAAGUUACCACAGCACAAGUUGAAGUCAAAGUGGAGUAUGAUCAAGAUGCCUCUUCAUUGGUUGAUUUGAACAUCAUAGAAACGUCCCCUCAUUCUUAUGGUGAUGCUACAGAAGAGUUCCUGGAGCUUGGUCAACAAGUUAAGAAGGAAAUGCCUGAUGACAUAACUGGUCUAAUACCUCCAGUUGAGAUGGAAGAUGAGUUUGAAUGUAACGCGUAUGCUUUUGCUGAUGAAUCAAUGCAAGAUGAGUUUGAAAGUAACACUCAUGCUUUUGCUGAUGAAUCUCUGAACGGAAGAAAAAAUGUAGACAAAAGAAAGAAUUGUUCAAGCAAGCGGAGUAUGGCAGGAAAAAGGAAAGCAAACGAGAGCAAUUCAGAUGCAUCGUGCAAGGGAAUGGAUUGUUCAUCAGAGAAUUGUAAGACAGCAGAAAAAAUCAUAUCUACUAAAAUGGAAUCUGAUGUGCCAAGCACAAGAAUUAAAUAUUCAAGUAGGCAGAGAAAAGCCAUAGAACAUCACUUUGAGCCUGAUGAGAAGGCAGGUAUAACCAGAGGAUUCAACAAACUACGGAAAGAAGAGCUAUUUAAGUGUGAAACCUGUGGGAAAGAAUUCCAGCGAUCAGACUUGCUUACGGAUCACGUGAAAAUUCACAGGAGACCGAAGCCGUACACUUGUGAUCAUUGUCAAAUGAAGUUCGCCAAGCCUUCUUAUUUGAAAUUACACUUGCGUAGACAUGCUGGUGACCGGCCGUUUCCAUGUGACCAGUGUGAAAAGAGGUUUUUUGACAUGUAUGACUUAAGGGUGCACCAGAGAGAUCACACAGGAGAGAGACCUUAUAUUUGCCCUGAAUGUGGAAAGGGUUUUAAGCGUAUUUACAUACUUAACAAACAUAAACGGACACACUCAAAGGAGAGACCUUUUCAGUGCUCUGUGUGUGGUAAAGCAUACAGAUAUGGGUACAGUUAUAGAUUGCAUAUGAAAGACCAUUAAGAUUAGAGUUCCUGAUGUGCAACUGCAUAUUUGUUAACUGUUUAGAAGGAAUAUUAGUUCAUAUUACUUAGUUUAAGGAAGAACAUGUACCCAUGUAAAGUGUGUUUUAAUAUUCAUUGAAUUAUAGCCAUCUUUCUGACUGAAACUUUAUAAACUGCUCUUAUCUGUGCUUUUCUUUCAGUUGUUUGAAAUAAUGAUUGAAUAAAGGAAUUGUCAUGGAUGAAAUAAUUGUCAUGUAUUUUUGUUCUACUUUGCAGAAUGUAUGGUUAUUGGAAAAUGUAGC